This is a messenger RNA of Candidozyma auris, 3003 nucleotides long. It is a transcript of the gene PUT3, whose product is annotated as Put3p. Gene Ontology annotation, biological process: DNA-templated transcription; regulation of DNA-templated transcription. Gene Ontology annotation, molecular function: zinc ion binding; DNA binding; DNA-binding transcription factor activity, RNA polymerase II-specific. The transcript has a single exon. Bases 1 to 3003 code for a protein of 1000 amino acids. The record is from RefSeq and is a predicted model, not a curated record. NCBI's taxonomy places the organism in Eukaryota, Fungi, Ascomycota, Pichiomycetes, Serinales, Metschnikowiaceae.
AUGAGUACCCUACCGAAGCAUCUGCCUGCAGGACUACCGGCUCCUCAUAACGACUCAUUUCGGCCGUCGCCGCUGCCAGGGAACGGGAAUGUGGAUGAUGAGCCUGAGCUCGAAAAUGACUCAGAUAAAGCUGGUGAUUCGAAGGAGCCAAAGAAGAGAACCGCCAGAGCAUGUAUACGAUGCCGUUUCCGCCACACAAGGUGCCCUGGUGGCCAGCCGUGUCUGAAGUGUCAGAUGGCCAAGACGAAGUGUGAGUAUGUCGAGUACGAGAAGAGGCUCGUGGUGUCGAGGAAGUAUUUGUACAAGCUCCAGGAAGACAUUGCCAGGUUGAAGAAGGAAAACGCUGCUUUAAGAAAUACUAUCAAGGAAACGCCACGGAAAGCAGAGUCGGAAGCAGCUUCUGUCCAGCAUCUGGUUUCGCAGCUGUCUGAUCCUGGAACGGGUCAGUUUGGUGGGAACUUUGGUUCAAACUACAAUCAGCCUCAGCACAUUGCAGAGAUAAAAGAGGAAGAUACCGACGCUGAUCGCGGGCAUGGUGGCACGGAGGUGAUCAACCCGUCCUUGGACAAGUACGGCAGACUCAUCCAGUCAAGAACCGGCGAGAAGCUUUAUGUCGGCUCGUCAUCAAUGACGCUCUUUGGGCUUGAAAUUCAGAACAUGGCCCCUUCUUUUGAGCCUCCGUCCCUUCUACACCCAAACUCCAUCAGCACCACUCCAGUAGACUCGCCCCAAAGCAACUUUGUCAGUCAGAGCUCCUUUCAGGAUACAGCGACAAGCGAGGUCAGAAGACAAACGAAGAUUCUAGAGAAGGAGGGAAAUGCUUACAAUAUCACUUUGGCGAAAACAAACACUCGUCCUGGCCUUUCAGUGAACUUCACCCUCCCUUCGUAUUCCUAUGCCAUUCUCCUUGUUGACACUUUCAUCAGCUACAACGAUGGCUGCUUCUACUUCUUCAACGAGGGACUCGUGAAACGUUUUCUUAUGAAUCUAUAUCUGGGCAACACAAGCGAGAAUAAGAGAAUAAUCAAAAGAAACAUUGCUCCUCGUGAGGGUCCCGCUGAAGAUGAGAACACUAUUAAGAAAGAUACUGAUAAUGAGACCAUCCUAGAAACAAUAUGGUUUUGCAAAAUCCUUUUGAUCUUUGCCGUGGGUGAAAUGUACCUAGGCACAGACUCAGACACACACAUGGAACGUUCCAAACAAGAGAGGAUCAGCAUGUUUGGCCAGAAAAAGAGCAAGAAAAAGGAUCCAAGUAAGAGAAACACUCUACCUGGGUCAGGGUUCUUCUACCAGGCAUCAGAACUAUUCACCGGUCUUUUUGCCUCAGGGGCGAUCGACAACAUCACGAAAGACGGAGGUAUAGAGGUAAUUCUAUUGUAUGCAUUUUAUCUCCAGGUUGCUGAUUGCACAAUUGCAUCAUACUUUUACUUCGGUCUAGCAUUGAGGUCAACACUUAUCCUUGGAUGGCAUGUUGAUGCCGACUCUGAAAAUUUGAACAGAUUCGAACUUGAGCAUAGACGAAGAAUCUGGUGGACGGUGUACAUGUAUGAACGAAUGCUUUCGUCAAAAGCUGGCUUGCCAUUGAGUUUUGCCGACGACAGUGUUUCUACAGAACUACCGUAUGACUUCAAAAUCGACCUCGACGACUUUCCUAGAGACGAAAAUGAUGUUAGAGGAUAUUAUAUCUUUCCUUCUGCAGAAUAUAUCAAUAAUUGCGUCACAAUCACCCAGAUCAAUGCCAUCAUUUUGUCGUCUUUAUACACAAAGCAACCAACUGCCAAUAUCUUACCAGUGGUUUCAGAUUUGGUCCAGCGUCUAUUGAAUUGGAAGCUGGCACUUCCGGACUUUUUGCAGGUGGACUUCUCAAAGGAUGAUGUCAAGAUAACACGUCUCAUUGUGAACUUAAUGACAGAGUACUUCCAAGGUAUGAACUUGGCAGUUCGUCCACUUCUAUUCCAUUUUGCAACAAAGAAACUUCGGGAGCUUCAAGUACAGAACUCCUCCAAUAAGUAUGUUGACUUGACAAAGUACUCGAAAAAUGUUCUCACAUUGCUUAACGCAUCGUUUCAAGCUUCUAUCAAUACAAUCAAGUCAAUAUGGGCACUCAUGCCCCAGAAUAUGGUUGCUUUGUUUGGUUGGAUGGACCGUGAGUACCUAUUCACAUCGGCUUCUACAUUGAUUUUGUUCAAUGCUUCGUUCGGUGUACAUGAUGCUACAAGAGAACAUCUAGACCAUGCACUCACUCUUUUCACAAAAAUGAAGAAACUUGGUAACUACCCUGCCGCACUCAGGCGAGCACAGCUCCUCAAAUUGAUCAGAGUUCUAGACUUCAAUGGUGUCAUGCAAGACCUAUUGAACAAACACGACUACCGACAACUGGCAGGCUCCAUGGAUGGAGACGUCAACAUGGAUUCUGAGAAUAACGCCUUCGGUGACACAAUGUCCUUCAUCAAUCUUGGAAAUGCAGCUGCUGUCCACAUGAACCCACAAAACGUAGUGAAACCCCAGCCAGGAACUCAGGCACCGGAACCUCUUCGAGCAAGCUUGGACUACUUGCAAUUCAAUGGUCCUAAUCCUUCAUCUGGGUUAGCUGCUUCUCACAGACACACACCUACAAUACCGGCUUCCGCAAAUUUGACAACAGAGGCAGCAUUUGACUUCAAAGAACAGAAUGCAAACAACGCAGAUUUCUAUUCCAAUGCGGACUUGGCUGGGAUUGAAGGCUUGACGUAUAUUGAUGAGGAGCAAAAGUUAUGGAACGAGAUUACGAACGAGGCGGUGUGGUUGCAAUCUUCCUCGGGAAUCCAAGGACAUGCUCCUAAAGUAGAUCACAGCUCAGUGACGGUCAACGAUGACUUCGUGAACACCUUUAACUCGCGUACUCUACAAAAGGACAUGGAUACCGACAUAAAUCAUGACAAUCACACCACGGGAAACGGCAAUCCAUACGCCGGUGGUUACGGUGAUAUUAUUAACCUGGAAUUUCUGAGAGAUUUGUUCUGA